This is a messenger RNA of Syzygium oleosum, 1769 nucleotides long. RefSeq names its product aspartic proteinase NANA, chloroplast. The transcript is spliced from 2 exons. Bases 232 to 1671 code for a protein of 479 amino acids. The record is from RefSeq and is a predicted model, not a curated record. Gene Ontology annotation, biological process: proteolysis. Gene Ontology annotation, molecular function: aspartic-type endopeptidase activity. NCBI's taxonomy places the organism in Eukaryota, Viridiplantae, Streptophyta, Magnoliopsida, Myrtales, Myrtaceae.
AAGAAGAAACGUCUCUCGUCUUGUGAAGCUUUAGGGAGUCUGCUUUUUGUUGCUUCAAAGUAUUGAUUUUCGUUUUGUACUCCUUGUUUGUUGUUGCCUUCCAGGAUAGCUCCUUACCCGUCUGGAAACUAUGCUGCUACUUCUUGACUUGUCCUGAUUUUUUGCUUAUUUAACUUCCAGCUUCCCUCUCUUGCAGUAGCUGUUCCAUUGGAGCAUUCGUGAUCAAGCAUCAUGAACAAACUAAUGCUGCCCCUCACCUACAUUUUACUCCUGUUGAUGAUCCAGACCGAUGAUAAGUCAUCUUCUAGUUAUGCAUCCCCUGCCGGUGGGAACAUGCGAUUGAAGUUGAUACACUCGCAAGCAUAUGCUCUGAAGUCUACUUAUGACCAGAUGGAGCGCAUCAAGGAGCUUGUUCAUAGCGACAUUGUUCGUCGGGGUACCAUGUUCAGUAAGCACCAUCAGAGCACGAGGAGGAAGGCGUGGGAAAAGCCAAGAACCCGAACCAAUUGCAGUGACGUCUCCAUAGAAAUGCCCAUUUCCUCAGGUCGGGAUUACGGAACAGGCCAGUACUUCGUGGAAGUGAAAGUUGGGACGCCCCCUCAGAAGAUGUUGCUGAUUGCAGAUACCGGCAGCGAAUUGACCUGGAUGAGCUGCAAGCGCCGCAACCGGAGAAGAGGAUUUCGGCCAACUCGAUCCUCAACCUUCAAAACUGUUCCUUGCUCGUCUCGCACUUGUAAGAUUGACUUCGCGGAUCUCUUCUCGCUUGCUCGGUGCCCCACCCCAUCCACACCCUGUUCCUAUGAUUACAGAUACUCAGACGGGUCAGGUGCGUUGGGGAUCUUUGCACGAGAGACAGUAACGGCAGAAAUCACAAAUGGAAAGGGGAGGGCUACCAAGGUGGAAGAUGUGGUGGUUGGAUGUACCCUGACCGUCCAAGGUCAGAGCUUCCAGGGAGCCGACGGGGUGUUGGGCUUGGCAUACAGCAACUACUCCUUUGCGACCAGGGCUUCUAACAUGUUCGGCGGAACCUUCUCGUAUUGCCUUGUUGAUCAUCUAAGCCACAAGUACCUCUCCAAUUAUCUCACUUUUGGAGGUGUGGGCGUUGCGAGCCAUUCACCGUUGCUUUCACAUAUGCAUUACACCAAGCUUGAUCUGGCCACCCUCAGCCCCUUCUAUGCGGUGAAUGUGAAGGGCAUCUCCAUCAACGGAGCAUUGCUAAAGAUUCCCUCCUUGAUAUGGGCAGCCAAUCGGGGCGGCGGAACGAUCAUUGAUUCAGGUACAAGCCUGACGUUUCUAACGGAGCCGGCUUACAGGCCUGUCGUGGGUGCUCUACGAUGGGCACUGUCCAAGAGACUUGAAAGGACGAGGUUGGAUGGAGGAGGGCCUUUGGAAUACUGCUACAAGUAUAACAGCACAAGCUCCAGGUUAAGGUUCGAGGAAACGUGGGUGCCGAGACUGGCAUUUCAUUUUAGUGAUGGUGCUCGGUUCGAGCCUCCAGUGAAAAGCUACGUGAUCGACGCGGCUCCAGGGGUGAAAUGUCUGGGGUUCGUGUCGGCGAUGUGGCCCGGCGUCUCAGUGAUUGGCAACAUCAUGCAACAAAAUCAUGUCUGGGAGUUCAACCUGGUCCAAAGCGUGUUGGGUUAUGCACCCUCCACUUGCACCUCCAGAUGAAUGUAUUCAUGAUUUUGUACUUAGCCUCACACUUACUCUGCCACUCCUCUGUUUUACACACUUGGCGUUUCAUAUACAUACAUCACAUACUACUCAAA